Messenger RNA from Myotis brandtii (Brandt's bat), 1810 nucleotides. Its product is annotated as protein SPT2 homolog. The transcript is spliced from 2 exons. The coding region runs from base 75 to 1064 and encodes 329 amino acids. Lineage: Eukaryota; Metazoa; Chordata; Mammalia; Chiroptera; Vespertilionidae. The record is from RefSeq and is a predicted model, not a curated record.
UGAGUCCAAGUCUGCCCCGGCCCCAAGCCUGUAACCCUGUGUGGCUGCAGCCUUGGGGCGGGAGUCUGUCCCUGAUGGCUCAGUCCUGGGCAUGGGUGGGCGCCACGCCCCUUAGAGGUCUCGGGCCCACCUCGGCAGAGGAGGAGCGGAAAGGCCAGACCGAAUGGCUCCCUGCCAUUGGCCAGGGUGCUCGUGGGAAUGUUACUCUGAUUUCUGAUUGGUCCGCUUUUGCACUCGGAGGGCCACUGAUUCGUCUUGCUUCUGUGCUGGGCCCAGGCUAUGCCAGCAGCGGGCCUCCAGCAGGGCAGGGGCAGGGGCAGGGGCUGGGGCUGGGAGCCUGCGAGGAGUGGGAGUCACAGAGUGCGGGGGGCCCAGCUCCCUCCAGGUCUCUGUGCCCCUCGGUCAGGGUGGGCAGGGGUUCCAGGGCAGGGUCGGGGCCAGUCCCAGCUGUGAGUGGGGUCAGGGUCAUGGCACAGGCCCAAGGUACCAGUGAUCAUGGGAUGGGGAGCCAAGCGGACGGGAGGCCACGGCGGGGCCGGGGUGCGCGGGAGGGUUAUGCCUCCGGGGAGACGAAGGCACAGCGAUGCUCUCGCCUUGGCACAUGUUUUCCAAAUCAGGGGUCUGAGCAGCAGGUGAGACCAGAACAGGUGACGUCCAAAACUGCGCUCACCCUGUGUCCCGGCCACAUCACGGUCACUGGCUGCCUUCUUGGCAGGUGGGGGAGGGGCGGCAGGCCGGCGGGUGGGCACCCCCGCGGCCCCUCCCUCAGGAACGGUACGCACCCAUGCACAUGCACCCACGUGCCCCACGCGAGCAUGCACAGCCCCCACUCAGCCUCUGGGAGAAGGCCCGGUCUCCACCUCCCCUGCGCCCUCCACCCGAGGGGAGGAAGUGCUCAAGGGGGGGGCCCCAGGCCACGCCAGGCCACCCCAGAGCCCCUGACCCAGCAGCGAGCCGGUGCCACCAGGCCCCGCUCUUGGUCCCACUUUCUGCCAACAGGCCAGCGAGGAGGGGCGAGGGGAGUGGGAGUGUUUGGUUUCAGAUCCGAGGGCCUGGGCUGCUGAGGCUUGGGGGGCGGUGAUGUGGAAGGGCUGCAUGGGACCCUCAAAGGAAGAGGGGUUGGGGGUGCCCCUUCCCCCCAGGGCACUAGCUCAGCAGCCCGGGUGGACCCAGCUGUGCCCUCCAUCCUUCGAAUGACCAGGACACCCGGGGUGGAGACGAGCUGGGAGGUAAGGAACAGGCGGGCGGGCCUGGGUGCCCAGGACCCAUCGACAGAGGGGUCAGCGUGAGGGACGCUGAGGAGAGAAGGGGCGGUCCUGACCCCCCUCCUCCAGGCCCCUGCCCUGCCCAGAGGGCUACUGAACAUGAUUGAGGAGGGGGGGCUUGCAAGCUCAGGACACACCCUGAGCCCCGCCCAGCAGCUUCUGUAAACAUACACAGCACUGCAGGCCCCCGUGGGGGUCACCCAGGGGCUGGCCAGCAGGCACCACAUCUGGGGGGGUGGCCAGGACAGAUGCCGGCCUGGACCACAGAUGAGAAUAUGUGGGGAAGGGCAGCCAGAGGGCAGUGCAGGGAGUCAGGAUGCCACUGCCUGUGCUGGAGUAGGGGUGCCAGGAGGCCUGGGGGGGGCAGGUGGCAGGGCCCCGGGCUCUUCCCCACUCCUCACCCCUCCCCUGUCUGGAGGGCCCAGCUGCCAGCUGCCUUGGCUCUGGGGGUCCUAGGCUGAGGUAGGGACACGGACCCCCAGCUCAGCAGCAGUGCCCAGGCCUGAGGCUGCACUGGCCCUUGGGGCCUCUCCUCAAAGCUGCCG